AUGGUACAAGCACAACAUGUACCAGUGCUUCAACAGUUCCAAACUGAAUCUCACAGGCUGCCCACUGGUCCACAGCCACAGAUAGCCGCUCUGGCCAAUCCAUGGGCUUCUCAAACCAACCCCAAUGCUGGUCUGAAUCCACUUCCUGCACAAUUUCAGUACUUGCCCUAUGCACAGCAACCCCAGUUCUCCUAUAGAGUGCCUGUGUUCCAGCCUGCAACAUCUCAGCAAUAUCCUGCUAAUGCAGUUCCAGCACAACUCACUUCACGGCCUUCAAGGCCAUUAACUGCACAAGCCAAACAACACAGACAAAAUGCCCCACAACUGAAUCCAAACCAGCCACAGCAGCAACAGGUUCCGUAUUUUUACAUGAUCCCACAGAUCCAACAACAAAUGACUGGAACAUAUGGUGGUUUGAGCUCUGAGGAACUUCAGCAUGUGGGGCACAUGGGUCGUGUUGGUAUGCACAUGCCUGUGCUGAGAGGCAAUGUUUUUCCUUUUGCUGCACCACAACCUGUUGUACCUGUUAGCUCAUUACAACCAGCCAAUACCUUCCACACCAAUACCUUCCACGCCACUGGAAUGGCCUACCCGGCCACUCCUGAGGUCCAGCCACCCAGUGUUGUUGCUUUGCCUGCCAGUGUGGAUGCAGUACCCGCAACAGGUGGAUCCCACCCAAAUAAUGGAAUGAUGACUAGUGAGAUCACUAGUCCGCAGGACCGUGAUCGAACACCAUGUGAUCAAGGCCAGUCUGCUGAAAACCCCUUACCCAACAAUGGAGAUUUGGUUUCUAGUCAUGUAACGUCCAUAUCAGUGCACAAGCCAGUCUUGCCCACUGCCCAGCCAGAUCCCCAUCACAGUGAUCCUAAUCCAGUUCCCUCUUUAUUCCCAACACCCGAGUACAAAGAGGCUUUUGUUCCCGAGACCCCACCAAUACUUUCCGAUACUAUUGAUGCCAACACUGAUGUUCUUCCGUAAGACAAAAUCUUUAAUGUUUACAUUGCAACAUUUACACUACUUUGCAUUUUGUAUCAUGAUAAUGUGCUGUUGGUUUAUGGAAUUUUUUUUUUUUUAUAUAUAUCUAUAAUGGCAUUUGGGUACUUAACAUGAAAUACUGUUGGGAAGUUUAUAUGUUCUGUGGUGUGAUAUGCUAUUCCAUAUAAACUAUUUUAAACUGCAUUUAGCUUAUUAUUGCAUUUUAUAAUUGUUACUUUUAUCAUGCGUGCAGUCUUCAUGACCUCAAUCUAAUUAAGUGACUGCAUGAAAUAUGUGUAGUUUUUAAAAUGAAAAAGGAAGAAGUCAAAAAUAAAUUAAUCUUAAAAAUGUAAAAGAGACCAGUUUGAAGACCUAAGAUAUACAAUUUCCUUACACAAUCAUAUACAUUUUAACCUAAAAUUUUUAUAAUAUUUUUGUUUUGUUUGUUUGUUGCUUGUUAUUU
This is a messenger RNA of Myxocyprinus asiaticus (Chinese sucker), 1438 nucleotides long. RefSeq names its product ameloblastin (gene ambn). Lineage: Eukaryota; Metazoa; Chordata; Actinopteri; Cypriniformes; Catostomidae. The transcript has 5 exons. The record is from RefSeq and is a predicted model, not a curated record. The coding region runs from base 1 to 978 and encodes 325 amino acids.